This is a messenger RNA of Mytilus trossulus (common blue mussel), 2834 nucleotides long. RefSeq names its product elongation factor 2-like. Gene Ontology annotation, cellular component: cytosol; ribonucleoprotein complex. The transcript is spliced from 13 exons. Bases 114 to 2642 code for a protein of 842 amino acids. The record is from RefSeq and is a predicted model, not a curated record. Lineage: Eukaryota; Metazoa; Mollusca; Bivalvia; Mytilida; Mytilidae. Gene Ontology annotation, molecular function: translation elongation factor activity; GTP binding; GTPase activity. Gene Ontology annotation, biological process: translational elongation.
AAGAUUUUUCAGAAAUUUUAUCACGUGAUAUUCCACACAUCCUCUUCCGUCGAGUCAUCCAUUGGAGACAGCAGUGAAACUUAUAGUGCUCGUCUACCAAGACUCGAUCCAAAAUGGUGAACUUUACUAUAGAUCAGAUCCGUGAGAUCAUGGAUCGGAAAAAUAACAUAAGAAACAUGUCUGUCAUUGCUCACGUCGACCAUGGCAAAUCCACACUUACAGAUUCCCUUGUAAGCAAAGCUGGUAUUAUUGCCUCUUCAAGAGCAGGUGAAACAAGAUUCACAGAUACCAGGAAAGAUGAACAAGAAAGAUGUAUCACCAUCAAAUCAACUGCAAUUUCUCUUUACUAUGAACUGAAAAAGAGUGAUUUGCAGUACAUCACCCAGCAAAGAGAUCCUGACAACAGAAAUGAUUUCUUGAUCAACUUGAUUGAUUCACCUGGCCACGUUGAUUUCUCAUCUGAAGUAACAGCAGCUUUAAGAGUAACUGACGGAGCUCUUGUUGUUGUAGAUUGUGUGUCUGGUGUAUGUGUACAGACUGAAACCGUACUUAGACAAGCUAUUGGAGAAAGAAUUAAACCAGUCCUGUUCAUGAACAAGAUGGACUUGGCCUUGUUGACACUUCAGAUUGAAGCUGAACCUCUGUACCAAACUUUCCAGAGAAUUAUUGAGAACAUUAAUGUCAUCAUUGCAACAUAUGACAUUGAAGGAAAUCCCAUGGGUGAUUUAGCGGUUGAUCCAAAAAGGGGAACCGUAGGUUUUGGAGCCGGUUUACAUGGUUGGGCUUUCACUUUGAAAGACUUUGCUGCUAUGUACACAAAGAAAUUUGGCAUUGCUGAGGACAAACUGAUGAAGAGAUUGUGGGGUGACAAUUUCUACAACCAUAAAGAAAAGAAAUGGGACAAAGAACCAAGCUCAGGUGAUCGUGGUUUUGUCAAAUUUUGUCUGUCUCCUAUUUUCCAAGUAUUUGAGACAUGCAUGAAGAAGCCAAAAGAAGAAGCAAUUGCUCUAGCAGAAAAAAUGGGCGUCAAAUUGACCGUAGAGGAAAAAGACAACCAAGAAAAGGGUCUUCUAAAGAUUAUUAUGAGGAAAUGGUUGCCAGCUGGUGAUGCAUUGUUACAGAUGAUAGUCAUUCAUUUGCCAUCCCCUGUAACAGCACAAAAAUAUAGAUGUGAAAUGUUGUAUGAAGGUCCACAAGACGAUCCUUGUGCCACAGCCAUUAAAGCUUGCGAUCCACAUGGAGAGCUGAUGAUGUACAUCUCCAAGAUGGUACCCACAUCUGACAAAGGUAGAUUCUUUGCCUUCGGUCGUGUGUUUGCUGGUACAGUAAAAACUGGAAUCAAAUGCAGAAUCAUGGGUCCCAACUUUACUCCAGGAAAGAGAGAAGAUCUAUACGAGAAAAAUGUUCAAAGAACUAUUCUUAUGAUGGGGCGUUACACAGAACCAAUUGAAGAUGUACCAUGUGGUAAUAUAUGUGGAUUGGUUGGUGUAGAUCAAUACUUGAUUAAAACUGGAACUCUUUCCACCUACAAAGACGCUCACAACUUUAGAACAAUGAAAUUCAGUGUUAGUCCUGUAGUAAGAGUAGCAGUUGAAUGCAAAAACCCUUCAGAUUUGCCAAAAUUGGUGGAAGGAUUGAAACGUUUAGCCAAAUCAGAUCCUAUGGUACAGUGUAUUAUUGAAGAAACUGGUGAACAUAUUAUUGCUGGAGCAGGAGAGUUGCAUUUAGAAAUUUGCUUAAAGGAUUUGGAAGAAGAUCAUGCCUGUAUUCCCCUCAAGAAAUCAGACCCAGUUGUAUCAUACAGAGAAACGGUCUCGGAAGAAUCAAGUGUGACUUGUCUUUCUAAAUCACCAAACAAACACAACAGACUGUUCAUGAGAGCAGCUCCUUUACCAGAAGGCUGUGCUGAAGCCAUUGACAAUGGUGACAUUGCUCCACGUCAAGAAGUUAAAGAGAGAGGACGGUACAUGGCAGACAAGUUUGACUUUGAUGUUGGAGAAGCCAGGAAGAUCUGGUGUUUUGGACCUGAAGGAACUGGUCCUAAUCUGUUGAUGGAUGUCACAAAGGGAGUACAGUAUUUGAAUGAAAUUAAAGACAGUGCUAUUGCUGGAUUCCAGUGGGCAACCAAAGAGGGUGUAUUGUGUGAAGAAAAUGUAAGAGGUGUUCGUUAUAACAUUCAUGAUGUAACACUUCAUGCUGAUGCUAUCCACAGAGGAGGUGGACAAAUCAUCCCAACAACAAGAAGAGUAAUUUAUGCAUGUCAGCUGACCGCUAAACCCAAAAUUAUGGAACCAGUUUUCUUGGUAGAAAUUCAGUGCCCAGAACAGGCAGUUGGUGGUAUUUACAGUUGUCUCAACAAGCGUCGUGGUCAGGUAUUUGAUAACCAACAGAUUGGUAAUACACCACAGUUUAUUGUCAAGUCUUAUCUUCCAGUAAAUGAAUCAUUUGGUUUUACUGGUGACUUGAGAUCAUCAACUGGUGGUCAAGCUUUCCCACAGUGUGUGUUUGAUCAUUGGGCAGUCAUGCCAGGAGACCCAUUUGACAGUACUUCCAAACCAGGAGAAGUUGUCACUGUUACAAGAAAACGUAAAGGAAUGAAAGAAGGCAUCCCCGCCCUGGACAAUUAUCUUGACAAAAUGUAAAAAGAGUGAUCUUACAGUGCUAUUUCAUCAUGUAAAGUUGAUCAGUGAAAAUUUUAUUUGAACUAUUGAAUUGCAAAAAAAUAUUUAUUUAUUGGUUCUGUUUUAAGUUAUAUUUUUAAGGUGAAACACACAAGCUGGAUACAAAAAAAAACUAGUGCUAUACACAUGAUUGAAAUAAUAAAUCUGAAAGGA